Molecule: messenger RNA, 3923 nt
Organism: Oryzias melastigma (Indian medaka)
Lineage: Eukaryota; Metazoa; Chordata; Actinopteri; Beloniformes; Adrianichthyidae
Gene: msrb3
Product: methionine sulfoxide reductase B3
Exons: 8
Coding region: 1-729 (242 amino acids)
Biological process (GO): response to oxidative stress; protein repair
Cellular component (GO): cytoplasm
Molecular function (GO): peptide-methionine (R)-S-oxide reductase activity
Source: RefSeq, a predicted model, not a curated record
AUGUAUCCAACAGAAAGGACCUGCCCCCCACCACUGAUAGAGGCAGAGGAGAUGGCCCUCAGCCUGAACACAGGAAGACCAAGAAGAGUUCGCGCGUGUUCAUCCCCAGUUUUACUACGAGGAGAAGAGCCGCGGUCGAGUGAAGAGGAGGGCCGACGAGCUCCGGCUCCGGACCAGACCAGACCAGAACCGAAGCUGCCGCCGACCGGCUCCGCGCUCCUGCUGCUGCUCCUCCUGCUCUCUGGAGCUCGCAGGACUGCAAAGUCAUGGCCGCAGAGCUUCUCUCAGGAGGAGCUGAAGAAACGCCUCACGCCUCUGCAGUACCAUGUGACCCAGGAGCGAGGAACCGAGAGAGCCUUCACGGGGGAGUUCACCUAUCACAAAGAGGAGGGCAGCUAUACCUGUGCUGUCUGUGGGACCCCCCUUUUCAGCUCAAGCUCCAAAUUUGACUCUGGAUCAGGUUGGCCGUCUUUCUUUGACAUCAUGAAGGAGGACUCCAUCACUCUGUCAGAUGACUUCUCCCACGGCAUGCACCGGGUGGAGGCCACCUGCAGUCAGUGUGGAGCGCACCUCGGACACCUGUUCGACGACGGCCCCCGGCCCACAGGGAAGCGAUACUGCAUCAACUCUGCCUCGCUGGACUUCCAGCCCAAAGAUGCCGACUCCAACGGGGCAGCCGGCGCUGGAGCGGCUGGCACUUCAGAGAGUGACGGGAAAACCGAGCUCUGAAAGAUUCAAGACAAAUGUCUGGAAGAAGCUUUUCCUUUAUAGCGUUUAACGUGUUUUCACUAAAUCUGAGCUGUUGUGUUUGUGUGUCUGUAGAUCAGGAGCUGCAGCUUCCAACAAGAUGGUUCCUGCUCUGAAAGACGCGCUCCCACAGGAGUUUGUUUUUAACACUAAGUCAUUCUGGAGCAUCAGUCUUGCAGAGGAUGAACCAGCUCUUGGUCUGCAAAGUCCUAGUAUGUGUGGGGGGGGGUUGGGGGUGAGAUCUGUUUGUGCUCAGUCUUUCAUUUUGUCACUUCAAAAAUAAAGUCAGUUUUUCAAAAAAAGAUGUAAAUAAAUUUCACUAAACAAAUCAGAAAUCUCUGAGUGGAUCUGAACUCUCUGCUCUUAUUAUUUUUAUAAAUACAACCAAACAGGAAGUUCUGCCCAGCAGCAGCUUGUCUUGAAGAUAGUGCUGCCACAAACGAUUAUUUUAAUAGUCGACUAAUCACCGAUUAUUUUUUCCGAUUAGUUGACUAAUUGGGUCAUGCACAACGUGGAUGUAAAACACAUCUUAACCAUCAUUAUCUUUAAACUAACUUAAAACUGGAUAUAUUAACCCUAAAAUUAUCUGUUAUAAUGCUAGUGUGUUUAUGGUGAGAGCUGAAUUUGACCGCUGAGAUGCUAAAAUUGAUAGCUGAAAACGUUGAAGUUGAUAGCCAGCUAAAAUAUUAGUUAAAUGCCAAAUGAGCCUAAAAAAUAAGAAAGCCUAAGUUAGCCAAAAUACUUAGCAGGCAGCUGAAUACGUUAGCUAAAGUCCAAGAUAUCCUAAAAACAAAAAAGCAUAAAUUAGCCAAAAUAGCUAGCACUCAAUAACACCCUCAAUCGACCUGUAUAAGGAGAGACUUCUACUUCAAAUUUGAGGCGGUCACCAAUGUUCAGGCUAUUGAGCUCCAUCUGAGGUCUCGCCUCACACAUUAUGAGCAUGAGGAGCGUGCAAAAAAACUGUUGUCGCAUCAGUUAAAACAAUCAAUAAGUCAUGGUUUUAUUGCAGCAAUUAAAGAUGAGCCUGGAAAUGUGCUGAUAGAUCAAAUGGCCAUCAAUGCAGAGUUCAAACUGUUCUAUGAGAAACUGUAUACAUCUGAAGCCAGUGAUCCGACUGAGGUAGAUGACUUUUCUGCUGGCUUGACUCUGCCCAUUCUGGGGGACUCGGAUAGGAAUGCGAUGGAAAAGGAUAUCACUCUUUCUGAAAUUAAUAUUGCUAUCAAAAAAAUUAAAUCCAGUAAAGCACCAGGUCCAGAUGUAUUUGCUGCCAAAUUAACCCCAUUACUGUUUAAAGUUUUUGAGGAGAUUUUGGAAAGGAAAAUCCUUCCCACAACAAUGACGCAAGCUACAGUUUCAUGUGAAUCCUAUCGUCCCAUCAGUCUCCUUAACUGCGAUUGUAAGAUUCUUGCGAAGACUAGCAGGACGACUUCCUUCCUCCCAAAAUUGGUACACAUAGAUCAAACUGGGUUUGUUGUGUGAAGGCAGAUAUCUAGCAAUCUUCGCUGCGUUUUUAACAUUGUCUGUCAAUGUAAUGUUAUUGAGCCUGAAAUACAGAUCUCUCUCGACGCACAAAAGGCAUUCGAUAGAGUUGAGUAUAAUUUUUUAUUUACCACACUAAGAAAAAUGGGAUUUGGUCCUAUCUGUUGUUCCUGGAUUUCAACUCUAUAUGCAGCACCCCAAGCAUCGAUUAGGACAAAUAAAUAGUUUCUAGUUUUUAUCCUUUAGCCCGUGGCACAAGACAAGGAUGCCCACUGAGCCCCAUCUUAUUUGAUGUUGCUAUUGAGCCAUUGGCAGUGACAUUGAGGGAGUCAGCCCAACUGACAGGAAUACAGAGAGGAGAAAAAUCUCACAAGCUGUCGCUCUACGUAGAUGAUCUUCUACUCUUUCUAACCCACUUGUCACUAUCCCCAUCACUAUUAAUCUUAUAAGCAAAUUCAGCAGACUAUCUGGUUGCAAAUUGAAUCUAUCUAAAAGUAUCCCUUUUCCAAUUAACCAAGCAGCCCAGGAGAUGGAUCUCCAAAACUUCCCUUUUAGAGUCAUAAGGGAUCACUUCAACUAUUUAGGUGUCUGCGUAAUCCAUGGAUAUGACCUGCUCUUUGAAAACAACUUCAAAAAGGUGUUAGAUGAUGCAAAAGAGGAUAUGGAUAGGUGGUCAAACCUUCCCCUGUCCCUAGUUGGAAGGGUUAAUUCAGUAAAAAUGAUACUGAUGCCUAGGCUUCUAUAUUUAUUCCAGACUGUACUAGUCUUUAUUCCAAAAACAUUCUUUAAGGAACUAAACAAACAUAUCUCUUUGUUCAUUUGGAAUAGAAAUGUCCCUCGCAUUAGAAGAGAGUUCCUACAAAGGCCAAAGGAAGAUGGUGGACUGUCAUUACCCAACUUCCUCUACUAUUACUGGGCAACAAAUAUUCAUAAACUCCUAUUUUGGAUUAGGGAUCCAUCAGAGGCUGAAUCUCCAUCUCGGGUUCACCUUGAACAGUUUUCCUGCAAUCCAGUUUCACUUGGUUCUUUGAUGUGUAGUCCACUUCCUCUGAGCAAACGACUUUGGACAAAUAAUAAGGUGGUCCAGGGAGCUCUAAAAACAUGGUUUGAGUUCAGAAGACAUUUCAAACUCAAAGAUCCACUAAUUGCAUCUCCAAUUCAGUUCAAUGUUCAUCACUAACUCAUCUAAAGGUCAAGUGGGAACAGGAAUUAGGUGAACAAUUAACUGAUAAAACUUGGCAAAUGGGAAUUAAAAGGAUUCAUUCAUCUUCUAAAUGUAUUAAACACAGUUUAAGAUGUUGCACAGGUUGCAACAAGCAACCUGAAAUAUUUGUUUUAAUGUUUUUUGUGUUUGAAAGAUUUUUAAAUAGAAUUGUUUUCCUUGAAGAACUUUUCUGACUCUUUCUGUUCUGCAGAAGAUCAAGAGUUUAUACACAAAACUGAUGCAAAUGAAGCAAAAACACUUUAGUUUGGUUAGUAUUGGAUAAAUGAUGAUAAUAUUCAUCUAAAUGUAAUAAAUUCUACAAUGAAAUAAGACGUGAGGUAAAAAAGAGGAAACAUUGAAUAAAUGUCAGUAUGUUUCAUGAAUAUAUCAGGGAUAAAGAUAUUCUCAUCAAAUGUUUGAAGAUUUGUGGUUCUAUCAAAGCUUUGUGGCUGUUCUUCUGUCCUUAAGAAAAGUGAAAAUAAAUUAAAAAAAA